UCUGCAUAUCUGGCUUUGCUCUCGCAGAUGUAUCACGGAUAUUAAAGCGAACCAUUUUUGUCAGGACUUUGAUUCCUCAGCCAAAAGGUUUGGGCAGGACAUUCUGAAUUCUCUUACAAAAAGGUCAUAUCAUUUUGAGGCAUUUGCUUUCGUUCAAGAUGAAGUCUUGUACACUAAUAAUCACCGCUUGUCUUCUGCCAGCAAUAUUGGCAGCUUCUGUCGAAAAGGCCAAAGAAAAUGAAGCUUUACUGCACCGGAUCGUCGAAAAGAAUGUUCCAUCUUCGUACAAGAAAGCUUACAACAUCUUGAUGAAAGCAAACGAAUUGCAAGCCAGGUCUCACAAUACGAACGAAGACGAAGAAAAUUUUCCUGGUGAUGGCCACGAUCACGAUGGCGUUGAUGAUAUGGUCACUUCGACCCCUGCAACAGACGAAGAAAAUUUUCCUGGUGAUGGCCACGAUCACGAUGGCGUUGAUGAUGUGGUCACUUCGACCCCUGCAACAGACGAAGAACAUUUUCCUGGUGAUGGCCACGAUCACAAUGGCCACGAUCACGAUGGCGUUGAUGAUGUGGUCACUUCGACCCCUGCAAAUAAAGAUGUCCUUCCUCCAAAAGAUCCACAGAUCAAGAUGCAAGUCUCAGAAAUUUUGGCAAAAACAAUCGGAGACGUAAAUGAUCGCCUCUUCAGCUUGGCCGAAAACAUCAAAAUGCUAACGAAUAAACAACACCUACUGAACGCGAGAUUGUCUGCCGUCGAGAAGUCGGUUGGAAAGGCCCUCAUUUCAGGAGUGAGUAGCAUCCACGGCCAGAAUCAGCCACUAACAGACCAAGCAAAACCCCAAGACCUAAACCAAGAAGACAAUCAAACAACAGCUCAACCAACGCAACCAACGCAACAAGAUGAGGGCGAUGAUAGUGGCAUAACUCAUCAACCCCUAAAUGUAACGACGGAUAACAUAGAAGAUGGAGUACAUACCGAGGGAACGACAACUCAGGUUGGGCAGGAGACUGCAAUGCCACCACAUACAUCCGCAAAUGUCAAAGGCGACCAAAAGCAACCAACUACAAUGGCACCACAUACCAAUGGGGACUCACAACCGCCUAGUGCUGACGGCGAAGUUGUCAUCAAGGCGAAACGGGAAUUUCUCGGUGACCAUCCGCGGUAUUCUUUUCGUGACGAUAAUCCUUUUGUUGGUGAUCGUCGUGGUGACGUUCUCGGUAGGCUUCGUGAUGGUCUUCCUCACCGACAAGUGGCCUCGCAGGUACCAGUCCUACCCCGUCAUAGGCGACGACUGGAUCAAAAGUGGUUCCAGAAAAAGGACGGAAUCGAGAAUUAAUCUUCCAACCUACACCUACGAUGGAUAUUAGCCCACCAACCGAGGAUCAUUUUCACCACCAAGUCUUUACCAGUCUGAAAUGGAAAGAAACAUGAAUAUCAUCCAGGAUUCUACAAAAUGCACCAUGGACAUCAUAUAUCGUUCAAAGAAAUAUUCUGAUGCACAGGACGAUUAUGAUUAAUUCACCCCCCCCCUUCGACACAUACAGUGUAUAAAUAAAGUGUAUCUUUGUACAGAUAAUCACUCUGAAAUAUCAGAGUUUAAAUAUUAUAUUUUUUGGAUACUAUGCCGAUUAGGUUUAUUUGUUUAAUGCUUUCUACGAAUCCUUUGCUGCAUGCGAGCUAUUAAAAACGUUCACUUGUAUUUUCAUUGAUGCGACUAUUACUUUGUUUGAUAACAAUGAUACGUUGACUUUAAUUUACAUAGAUUUAAUACAUGUAUUCAGCAUCUAAUGCAACCUUUAGAUUUGUUCGCUAAUGAUUAAGGUUAGUGCCAAAUAUCACAUGAUACAAAAUUAUUUUGAAUACAACCAA
Strongylocentrotus purpuratus (purple sea urchin) is the source of this 1870-nucleotide messenger RNA. RefSeq lists its product as uncharacterized. The record is from RefSeq and is a predicted model, not a curated record. NCBI's taxonomy places the organism in Eukaryota, Metazoa, Echinodermata, Echinoidea, Camarodonta, Strongylocentrotidae. Bases 159 to 1337 code for a protein of 392 amino acids. The transcript is spliced from 8 exons.